CAUUUAAUAAUGGCGAGGUGCGUGCUGUUUCAAAGUUUCAGAUCAGGGGCAAGCAUGGCAAGUUCCCUCGGAGCCUCCAGUUAAACCUUCCCUAUCCGAAUUUUUCCAAGCUCCAACUCCCUCCUUUCUUCUACAAGCAACAACUCCAGCACACCAGCAUCCAUCCAUCCAUCCAUCCAUCCAUCCAAAGGGGGGAGAAAAGGGGUGUAAGAGGAGGAGGAAGAGGGCGAGGAGCUGCCUCUGAAAGCAAGCCAUCAUUAGGCCGCCAAAUGCGGGAAUGCGUAUUGGCUAACAGGACAACAAGUCGAGGACAAAGGAGCAGGAGCUGCGUCGGCGUCGGCCGGGGGACGGACGACGAGAGAGGAGUGGAGCCGGCCUGCUAGCUAGCUUGCCGCGGACGCCAUGUCGUAUGAUCAGAUGCUCUCGCCGCUCCUCGGAGGCGCCGGCCGGUCGGCGUGGACGCCGCGGCUGCAGCAGCUGGGCGGCGACGCGGUGACGAGGCAGAUACUCAAGUGCACGCGGUGGCAGCUGGAGGAGACCACGGACUUCGUCACCUGCCCCUACCACUACUACUGCGACAGCUCCUACCCCGGCGACUACCACUCCGCCGUCGGCGCGCUCGUCGCCGCCUUCGCCGCCUACUGCUUCGUCGCCGCGCUGGCCUUCGCCGUGCUCGACCUCGUUCGCAGCGGCGCGGCCGGCGUGAGGGGCGUCAAGAGGAAGUACCUGGUCCCCUCGGGCCCGUUCCUGCUCCCGCUGGUGCUGCUGGCGCUGGCCAAGGGGCAGCGCGUCAACGCCGUGUUCCCGCUCGCGCAGCUCGGCCCGGCAUUGCUGCUGCUGCUGCAGGCGUCGGCGCUGGCGUUCCGGAACGAGGCCGACGGCGACAUCCGGUACGCGGUGCUGGAGGCCUCCACGGUGUCCGGCGUGCUGCACGCCAGCCUCUACCUGGACGCCGUGGUGCUGCCCUACUACACGGGGCUGGAGGCGCUCCGGUGGUCGCGCUUCUCCGGGGAGUGCGCGUCGUGCCUCUGCCGCAUGGAGCCGCUGGUGGUGGGCGGCACGGCGAUGCGGUACCGGGGCCUGUCCAAGACGGCGCUGGCCAUCAUCUUCGCGCUGUGCUCCAGGAUGGUGUGCCGGAUUUACGGCGAGGAGCGGCUGAGCGCGUGGACGCGGUCGGCGCUGGAGGGCGUCGGGUGGGUGUUCGUGGCGGCCGACGCGGUGUACCUCGUCGGCUGGGUGGCGGCCGAGGGCGGCGCCGUCGGGGUGGCGGCCUACAGCCUGGUGGCCGGCCUCGUCUUCCUCUGCGUCUUCGGCAAGGUGUACAGAUUCUUGGCGUGGGUGGAGUCGCGGCAGUCGCAGUGGAAAUCGAGCCUCUGCCACACCGUCGUCUGAUCACCGUAAAAUCUUCUUCCGUCCGUCUGUAGAGAAAAAAAAGAAGAAAUUAAGAGAAAGAAACUCCUCCUCCUCCAUUUCUUAGUUCACCCUUUGUUUGUUAAUUUUGAUGUACAAAUUUACAGUGCAUGACACAUUGGGCAGGCAAAAGAAUUCUGCAAAAUUUCCCCCUGAAGCCAUUCCUCUGUUUUUCUGUCGAUGAAUCUUCAGAAAUCUGCCCAACAUUUUCCA
Triticum dicoccoides is the source of this 1623-nucleotide messenger RNA. RefSeq lists its product as uncharacterized. The record is from RefSeq and is a predicted model, not a curated record. The transcript has a single exon. Lineage: Eukaryota; Viridiplantae; Streptophyta; Magnoliopsida; Poales; Poaceae. The coding region runs from base 403 to 1392 and encodes 329 amino acids.